Messenger RNA from Mirounga angustirostris (Northern elephant seal), 4702 nucleotides. RefSeq names its product zinc finger protein 474 (gene ZNF474). NCBI's taxonomy places the organism in Eukaryota, Metazoa, Chordata, Mammalia, Carnivora, Phocidae. The transcript has a single exon. Bases 277 to 1329 code for a protein of 350 amino acids. The record is from RefSeq and is a predicted model, not a curated record.
GGGUGUGGAUGUGUGUGUGUGUGUGUGUGUGUAAUGAGUUCUUGAUUUAUGUUUCCCCCACAGAUCUUGGAGGCAUCUGAGGUUUAAUGAGGACUUUCCAGCAUUCCAGACCGCUGCCCUGCAAUGAAGCUCUGAGUCAUGGUCCUUGAGUCUAAGGAGUUGGCAACAAUGUGGAACCCCAGGACAAGCCAACCUGACUAACCUUCACUCUGAGCAGAAUCCCAAAAUGAGUCUGGCCUGAAAUCAGAGCAAGCCUACAGAAAGACUUGCUCCUUAAUGGAAACAGGAAAGGAGAGAAGGGUUUGCAACAAAUUGCAGCAGAGUUUCCACCAUUCUAAAGAGCCCACCUUCCUUAUCAACCAGGCCAUUCUAUGUGGUGACUCCCCUUCUAGGCUUUUGCCAGACACAGAGCAUGUCAGUCGUGUUGGAAAAAUAAGGACAGGACCUCAGAAAACGAGACCUGGAACGGUGAUACUCUCAAAACAGUCCAGUAGGAGAAUUAUGUCGGGAAGUCAGCCCAGCCCCCCCGUGAUCCCCUCCCGCAGGCCUGGAUUCCGGGUGUGCUAUAUCUGUGGCCGAGAAUUUGGGUCCCAGUCAAUUGCCAUUCAUGAACCCCAGUGCUUGGAGAAGUGGCGGGUUGAAAACAGCAAGUUGCCCAAGCACCUGAGGAGGCCAGAACCCUCCAAGCCACAGCCUCUCGGGGGCAGUGGGUCCUACAAUCUGCAGGCAGUGAACGAAGCAGCGCUCCAGAGUUCCCGGUCUCAGCUGCUGCCCUGCGAAUCCUGUGGCCGCACGUUCUUACCAGAUCGGCUUCCGGUGCACCAGAGAAGCUGCAAGCCCAAGGGUGACGGGCCUGGAGCACCAACCCCCAGCAGUUCUGACGAUCGUACUGGUCCCAGGAAGGCUGCUGGGGGCAUCCCAGCCCGACCAAAGACUCUCAUCUGCUACAUUUGUGGUAGGGAGUUUGGCACUCUGUCCCUUCCCAUUCAUGAGCCCAAAUGCCUGGAAAAGUGGAAAAUAGAAAAUGACCGGCUCCCCAGGGAGCUCCGCCGACCACUCCCACAGAAACCUCAGCCACUUCCCACUGGACGGUCCAACCAAGAGGGGCCAAGUCAAGCUCAGCUGGAGCCCUGUCCAAACUGCGGCCGGACCUUUGCCCCAGAACGCCUUCCGGUACACCAGAGAAGCUGUAAAGCUCAACCUCGUGGGCCAAAAAUUCAGAAUUUGACCUUAGGAAGUAAAGGUGACCUCAAAGAGUCCACUAAGUCCAAGCAGCAAAGGAACAUGGCAGCACCCAUGGUGACUGAUAAGGUAAUUCAUGGCACAUGAGAUGCAUUGGGUAGACCCAUGGGUACAUUCCACCCCCCAGGGGAAUGAGAGAAAACUAUCCCCAGAAUCAGCUGCCUCAACCCCUAGGUUGGUUUCUUUCAGUGCCUUAUGUCUGCCUCAGUGCAUCCUGUCCAAGUUGACCCCUGUCGGACCCUGUAUCUCGGUUGGCCAAGUCGAUAUAAGAACAUCCCUGCCUGGUGGGUUUAGAGUCCUCUUACACUCUGCCGCCUAAAAGAAAGAGAGAUGGACGUCCUUCUUCCCGGAUUCCUCAUCCCAGUAAUCCUUGGGAGAGACUGUUCUUUGGAAAAAUGAGUCAUUAAUGCUGUGUCUACAUUGCAGAGAUAUAAUUCCCAUUCCAACAGCCAAUAUUUAUUACCGGUUUAUUUUAGUCAUCUACCUUAGGAAUUCAUUUUUGGCAACACCGGGUUAUGCUGAGUUUAUCUUACUAAAAUAGAAUCUGUGUCAAAAACCCCAAAUGACUUCAGCAACAAUUAGGCACUGAAGCAUUCGCAGAAAUAGACGCGCUCCUCAAAGACAGCAUGUUUUCUUUUAACACUUCUGUGAUUCUGAUACGUGGGCGAUUAACCCCAGGGUGCACUCCAAAGCGACGAGGUGUGGGUUCGUGGUUCCGGAAAGUGCUCAGUUCCCACUUGCUCAGUGGCCUGUGUUUGGGCUGGACAGCAGGCUUUGCUCCCCACUUGGGCACUUGGGAAUAAGCAUUAUGCCGUGGCUCCCCAACCUGUAUGCUGAAGUAUUGUUUACCUGAAGGUUCACCAUCAACCACAACUGGGGAAGAACGCUUAUUGAGGGUGGUUCCCCACAAGACGUGGUCCGUGUGCUUUGUCCUGCCAUUAAGCCCGGGUUAAUCUUUUCUCUACAGUUUGCUACCCAAAGCCCCCCACCUGUAGAGAAUAGUUCUUUUUUUUUUUAAGUAGGCUCCACACCCAAUGUGGGGCUCCAACUCAUGAGCCCAAGAUCAAGAGUCACAUUCUUUACUGACUGAGCCAGCCAGGCACCCCUGUCUUUUAAUGGACUGCUUGGGGGAAACUGAGGUUAUCCAAGCUAUUCUAAAAGAUUAAACCAGAAGGACUGGGGAUUGUGGGGGCGGGAAGCAGCCUUUAUUUUUACUGCAACUUUUCUUCCUUACUUUUUUAUUGCAUACGUUGGCAACCUUCUAGUUAAACACUUUCAUGUUUAAAAUGAAAUGAUUAGAAACUUACUGGUUAAGUAGAUUCCAAGUAGAUUCCAAGACAAUGACCAUAAAGCCCAAGAGUCAGACUAAGAGAGGCUGGGCAAGUUUUCCGAUGAACAUUGAAGAAAGAAUGGCUAGUUUCUGUGCCGAAAUCAAAACCCACACUCUUACGUGUGGCAUGAACGGCAGGCUGGUCUCAUACACAUGAUCUGUUUUUCCCAUCUCCUGCCUGUUGCUUUUCUUCCAAAAUGUGUGGGGUCUGGAUUCAGAGAUCACAAGAAUCCGUGUCUCAGGGCCACAAAUCAGCGAGUCCAUUAGCUCUCUGACUUGCAGCCCUGUUUUCCUGAGUGUAUGCAUUUGCUUCACAUGUUCUCAGCACAGAUCUCGAGAUAGGGAAGAGUGUGGUCAGGAUUCCUGUGCUUGUUGUUGUAACACAUACUUUGUGCCAACAGGCUGAGCACAGCGUGUUCUCACUCAGUCACGACUGCUCAGAGGUUGGCCUGGGCCCACGGCUUCACAGGAAGACACCUCCUGACUCAGCCAGUGGUCUGGAGGGGAGAUGUCAGAAGGAGAGGUCACAGCGAUGGCCCUCAGUAACUGGGGAGUUUAGAUCAAAGUGGGGGCUGUCCGUCAGAAUAAGGGCAUCUAGAGGACGUGGCUCUGUCACAACACCACCAAUCCUGCUCCCGGACCCGAGGAGGCACGUGUCGGCAGGAAGUUGGCGCUCACGGCUGUUAGAUGUGUGCUGGCCCGUUUGGGGACCACACAGGCUUUCGUGAAGGGCAUAGGAAGGUCAUCCAACAUAGGGUCCCUUUUGCUGCCAGACUUAAAGCAAGCUUGCAUGACUUAAAAUGGAGAAAGCUGGUAGGCUCCAGAGAGAAAGAGGUUCUCUUGAAGCAAUGGACUUGACUUCCCUAGAAGUCCGCCUUUCAGCCGGAAAUGUCUCCCGGGAGGUGUGGUUUUCUCUUUCAGUUACAAUUUGAUCCAUUGCUGUUUUUCUUUCUUCGUGUCAAUUGAAAUUUAGAUAGUACAAUUUCUUUGUAUCAUUCAAAAUUGAGAUAUUAUGGGAAACCAUCCAUUUCCCAUGAAGAUCACUGCCUUGUGCACGAUUAGACUUCAAUAUUUCAUCUGCCGGUGACAGCCGACUUUUGGUUAUGACACACACGCCUUCUUGUCACACUUCAGAUGUGCGCUGCUUCUCUUGUCAGUCAGAAUCUAGAAUCCUGGGUCUGACUUCAGAUCGGCAUCAGAGCUUGCCUGAUGCUCUCGGAGGGCUCAAUCUCGUAGCGAAUUCAGGUGAGGAAGAAUAUUUUCAGCACCGUGAUCAUGGUGCUUGGAAAACAAUUCGCUCCAGUUGGGCAACAAUGACUGUUUCGCUGGCAGAGGGAAAUUUGCCUCCGCUCAGAAUGUUCCUCCAACAUAGACUGGCUCAGUUCUCUUAUGACACGGCGGGUGCUGUUACACUUCAAUCAAAGCUAAAUACAAAUAAAUACCGCCUGAGACGAGUUCUUCUCCAAGACUUCAGCAGGCAUUUUGCUUUAGCUCUGCUUGGCCCACUAACCACCGUAUGCGCUUGAAUUGUCCCAUUGCUUCUCUUCCAGAAUACAGGGUUGAAUUUACCCUUUCUGAUCUCACAGACAAGCUCUGAAGGACGCUAAGCAGUAUGGAGCAGAGGAAUAAAACCCUGAGUGAGGAUCCUUAUUUCAAAGGUGUUACGGCCCUGGGGUCGCUGCAUCUGAAUUAUAUGGUUUCUUGAGCUGAAUCACACUUUGUCUCUUUCCUCCAAAAAAAAAUGGAAAGCCUGCAUAAGCAAUCUCCACCGUAGCAAGAUUUUAAAAGUGGUGAUAAGCCCAGAUGAAAUGUUGAUGCAUAAUAUGGAAACCCAUAGAUUAUCCUUUUAAAUGUUAAUAUUGCAUUUAUUUAAUGUAUUACAUUUUAGUCUAUUUAGUAAGCCUACUGUCUAUUUUAGUAAGCAAUUCCCUAAGUGAUGCUGAGGGGUACAGUAAUAGAGGUCAUUAUUGCUCCUUAUUUUAAUAUGAGUGGAUAAAUUUUAGUGCUUGCAUUUUAAUUUGGGGAAAAAAGUUGCCCUUUUCUAGAACCCGAUCAUCUUUCAUUCUUUGAUUUCAGGCCCUUUCUGACUAAUUGGAACACAGAUCAGCAGUUAAUUAAAUGUAACUACAA